UCGCAUAUCCUUCCUGCGCCUUUAUUCCUCCUCUCGCUGCCCUCCUCCCUCUCUUUCUUCUCCUCCUCUGGACGAGCUCACAGCAUCCAUCAUCCCCAGCCUGCUCUCUUUGAGACUCCAUACAAUCCUCCAUCCAAACGGAGUCUUUUCAAGAGGAAUCUUUGGGAAUGAGUCUCAAAUCAGCGAUGUUCCUGCGUAUACUGCUGAGCACCAUCUGCCUCUUUGUCCUGUCAUCCUCUGCUGUCCUCAGUUCUGCCACAGAUGAUUCCUCAGUCUUAAAAGUGGCUAUUCCUGCCAGCUCACCAGUGUCUGCUGUUUUGGGUGGCUCUCUGACGCUGCCCUGCCUGGUGAGUCUUCCCCGGACGGGAUCUUUGGGUCGACAUGCUGUAUUGACGCAGCCACGGGUCAAAUGGAGCUUUCUUUCAUCAGACAGAGAGACAGAGAUUCUGGUGGCCCGUGGUGAGCGGGUGAAGGUGAGUGAGGCUUAUAAAGGCAGAGCGUCACUGCUCAAUUAUGCUACCUCUUCAGCUGAUCUCACCCUCAGACUGGAGGGACUGAUACACAACGACACAGGCUUCUACCGCUGCGAGGUCCAGCAUGGCCUGGAGGACGCACAUGACCAGGCUCAAGUCAAAGUUAAAGGGGUCGUCUUCCUCUACCGCCAUACCUCAAGUCGCUAUGCCUUCACUUUUGAUGAGGCCAGAGAUGCAUGUAAGGACAUCGGAGCUGAGAUUGCUUCUCCAGAGCAGCUGCUGGCUGCUUAUCACAGCGGUUAUGAGCAGUGUGAUGCUGGCUGGCUUUCAGAUCGCUCUGUCAGAUACCCGAUCCAGAUGCCUCGGGAAGGGUGUUUUGGAGACAUGGAUGGAUUACCAGGCGUUCGUAACUAUGGCAUGAUGGAGAAUGACGACCUCUAUGAUGUAUAUUGCUAUGUGGAGAACAUUCACGGGGAGGUUUUUCAUGGCUCGACCCUGCAGCGCUUCAGCUUGUCAGAGGCAAAGGCGUACUGUGAGCAGCAGGAUGCUCAGCUCGCCACCACAGGUCAGCUGUACGCUGCCUGGAAUGAUGGUCUGAACCACUGCAGUCCAGGCUGGCUUGCUGACGGAAGCGUUCGCUAUCCCAUCGUGACCCCCCGUGAGCGCUGUGGGGGCUCUGAACCUGGCGUCAAGACCAUCUAUCGCUUUAGCAAUCAAACAGGAUUCCCUGAACCAAACACUCGCCAUGAUGCUUACUGCUUCAAAGCUAACAGCAACUCUCAAACAGCCCCUCCUGCAGAUUAUAUGGCAACAUCGCCAGAGGAAACAGAGCAACAUAUUGUAACUUUAGCAGAACCCCAAGAGGAAUACAGUGUGCAUCAGGUCACUCAGCAAUCUGAAAAUGAAGCUCAGGGAGCUGUUGAGUCCUUUUCCAUUUACAGCACACAAACUGCUUCAGAAGCUGAGGAACACAACCAUACCUCAAGCCCUCAAGAAGACUUUACUAUUGGCUCCAGAAAAGACCUCACCACUCCAACCAGCACAGAGGGAAAUACUGAAACCACUGAGGUCACCUGGCAAAACGUUGAGUCCGUUCCAGAAAUUUACAAUGAUCCAAAACACAAUAAUUUCAUGCUAGAGGGAGAACCUGAAAUAAAAGCUUCAGCAGUCGAUGGUGUGAAGAGCAGCAAUCAUAGACACUACCAACCAAUGCCAGAUACCAAUCUAGAGCCAGGGGAGCCUAUUGACUUCAUCCCACCUACAGAGGCUCAUCAUGGGACAACAGAGGAACCGUUCUCUCCGCCAAAGGAGAUCAAUGGGUCCAAACACUACCAACCCAUGCCUGACACCAACCUGGAUGAUGAAGAUGAAGAUCAUAUGACCACUCGGAGCACUACACUGCAAUAUGACUCAAGCAAUAACACUACAACUCAAGAUGCUGCAGUCCAGUCAACGUAUCAUUCUGAAGGUGCUACAUUAGAGACAAAUGCAGGAAAUAUCACAGAGACUCCAGAGUCAGAUGAAGACCAGGGUCUUUUUACACACACAACUCAGCCCACCUCAAUGACCACAUCCGGCAGGGAAGGUUGGUUGGAGGGUUCUGGUGAAGAUUUUACCACAGAAGAAGCAAUACAUCUGGAUUCGACCACAAAAGAAGCAAUAAACAUGGAUUCGACUACAGAUGAAGCAAUACAUCAGGAUUUGACAACAAAAGAAGCAAUACACCUGGAUUCAACCACAGAAGAAGCAAUGUUCAGCACACAUAAAUCAGAGACAUAUGGAGCAUCUACAGCUGAGACUUUGACAGAGAGCUACUCAUCAAGACAUCUGAACAAUAUUAGCCCAACUGAUGAUGUUACUGAUCAUUCCAUUUUGAGCACAACACUGAAGGAAACUGAACUGUCUGAAGGCUCUGGAGAUCAUGACGAGGUCCUGCCAGCCACACUCAUGACCACACCUAUGCCUCAUCUACAGGACUCAUCCACCACACAUGCGCCUGUACAGCUGGAAAUCAGUUCUACACAAGAAAUUGAAGGAGUUCUCUCUGAAAGCACCACUACAUCUGCCCUCGGAGUUGUGGUAGAAGAAUUGGAAAAGGUGGAGCAAGAAGGGCUUGGGGAACAACCUGACAACAAAAUCACCACAUCCACUGAGCUUAAUCAUUCUACAGUAACUCUGAGCAUCAAUGGCAGUGAUGAAGAGGAAUCUUCAGGAGAACCUUCAGAAAACUGGGCUUCGGUAACUAAAAACCCAUACUCAAAUGCAGCCACCAUCACUCCUUCUAAUCUAACAGAUAUGCAAGAGCACAACAAAACCAAUAGUGAUGAUGAUGAUAAUCAGGCCAUCACUGUGGUACCCACAACGAAUCUGGAGGUUACGUUUCUUCCUCAUGGGACUCAGACCUCCAUCUGGCAGAGCGUGGUGACAAGCCCAGGAGAGUUGAAUGCAGAUGUUGAGUUCAGUGGAGAAGCUGCACUGACCACAGAUGACAUGAAAGCAUUAGAGGAAUCUGAAUCCACCCAUUUACCUAUCAAUGAGCAGACCAAGGAAACUGUAAAACCAUCCAGCACGACAGAUCAUAAUGAAGCUGAUGAUGAUGAGGAUGAUGAUGAUGAUGAACUCAUAACUAAAGCAAUCACAGGCAAUAAAGAAGAUGAGAAUGAUGUCAAAACCACACACGAGUCCUUCAUUCUACCUGUCAGACCUACACAGAGAGUGCUCAUCAGAACAAGCUACAUUUCAGAUGCAUGUUUGGAAAACCCUUGCAAAAAUGGAGGCACCUGUGUGGACAGUGGAGGAGAUCAAAGGUGUCUCUGUUUGCCUACCUAUGGAGGAGACUUCUGCGAGACAGAUCUAGAGCAUUGUGAACCAGGCUGGGAGAAGUUCCAGGGGUUUUGCUACAAGCAUUUCGCCAAGCGUCAGAAAUGGGAAGUGGCAGAGCAGCACUGUCGCAUGUGCGGAGGUCAUCUGGUAUCAGUUAUGUCACCUGAGGAACAGUUGUUCAUCAAUGAUAAAUACAGGGAGUAUCAGUGGACGGGCCUCAACGACAAAACAAUUGAGGGAGAUUUCCGUUGGUCAGAUGGAAACCCUCUGCUCUACCAAAACUGGUAUCGUGGUCAACCAGACAGCUACUUCCUAUCAGGAGAGGACUGUGUUGUUAUGGUGUGGUAUGAUGACGGCCGCUGGAGUGAUAUCCCCUGUAACUACCAGCUUUCCUACACCUGCAAAAAGGGCAUUUCAGCAUUCUGUGGUCAACCCCCUCUUGUGCUGCACGCUAAGAUGUUUGGACGUCGUCAGUUAAAGUACAGGGCGAAUUCACAGGUGCGCUACUACUGUGAGUCAGGCUUUAUCCAGAGGCAGAACCCUAUCAUCACCUGUCAGAGCAACGGACUGUGGGAGGAACCCAAAAUCAUGUGUUCACCAGUGGGACCAGCGUAUUCAAAUGGAGAUCUGGUAACAUGGCGCACAGGUCAGAACAAGGAAAUAGUCAUAGAAGACACAACAACAAAAACACCUGAAUAUUUGGAUAUAAAAUGGAACUUUUAAAACAAGCACACUGAAUAGUUGCAUUACAUGCCUUUGUUUAUCAUGUCAUCCUUAAAGACGUCCACCCAUCCAAAUUCUUUAUAUAAUAUCAAUGCUGCAUUAGAAAUCAGUCCAGCUUAACGUUGGUUCUCAACCGUUAAUUCCAAUUGGAUAACAGUUUAAGUACUGCAAACAUCUAUUAUAAGACUAAAGCAUCAUUAAUGUUCAUUUUUUUCUCUCCUCUCGUUUCUGCUCCAUUGUCUGUGUACACCAUGACACUGAAUUACAUUUAGUAAUUCUAAGAUAAAGCACACUUGAUAAAAAGCAGCAUCCAAUCAAAGCUUGUAACAGUUGGACUAGACACCUAUCCUGUUUCAGUUUGUUUUGUUUUUAAUAAAUUAUAAGUUAAACCUA
This is a messenger RNA of Danio aesculapii, 4412 nucleotides long. It is a transcript of the gene bcan, whose product is annotated as brevican. Gene Ontology annotation, biological process: cell adhesion. The record is from RefSeq and is a predicted model, not a curated record. Lineage: Eukaryota; Metazoa; Chordata; Actinopteri; Cypriniformes; Danionidae. The coding region runs from base 168 to 4019 and encodes 1283 amino acids. The transcript is spliced from 14 exons. Gene Ontology annotation, molecular function: hyaluronic acid binding.